Messenger RNA from Metarhizium album ARSEF 1941, 1728 nucleotides. RefSeq names its product Amino-acid permease inda1. Gene Ontology annotation, molecular function: amino acid transmembrane transporter activity. Gene Ontology annotation, cellular component: membrane. The record is from RefSeq and is a predicted model, not a curated record. Gene Ontology annotation, biological process: amino acid transmembrane transport. Bases 1 to 1728 code for a protein of 575 amino acids. The transcript has 4 exons. NCBI's taxonomy places the organism in Eukaryota, Fungi, Ascomycota, Sordariomycetes, Hypocreales, Clavicipitaceae.
AUGUCGUCCAAGGACGAGCCCAUUGACUCCGGCGCCAUGGAAAAGGGCCACACAACUACCGUGGAGGGCAACAGCCAAGUGAUUCCCAAAGUUACCACCAUUGAGCGUGACCCAAACUUCCUGACGCGCAACGGUCUGAAUCUGGAAUCCUUCAAGAAAGCUCACUAUGGCCGGGGCUUCGUCGAGCUUGAACGGCCCAUGAAACCCAGGCAUUUAAAUAUGAUUGCCAUUGGUGGUUCUAUCGGCGCCGGCUUCUUCGUUGGUUCCGGCGGUGCUCUGAGCAAAGGUGGCCCCGGAAGUCUUUUUCUUGACUUCUUGAUCAUUGGUAUAAUGAUGUUCAACGUCGUGUAUGCCCUUGGUGAACUCGCCGUCAUGUAUCCCGUUUCUGGUGCUUUCUAUACCUACUCGACCCGAUUUAUUGACCCCUCCUGGGGCUUCGCAAUGGGCUGGAACUAUGUCUUCCAGUGGGCUGUUGUCCUGCCACUUGAACUGACGGUCUGCGGUCUGACUAUCCAAUACUGGAGAGAAGACAUCUCAGUUGGCGUAUGGAUAGCUGUCUUCCUUGCCGCCAUCAUUAUCAUCAACUUAUUUGGCGCUCUGGGCUACGCUGAAGAGGAGUUUCUCGCUUCUGUCUUCAAGCUGUUCGCUACCGUCAUCUUCAUGAUCAUCGCCUUUGUCCUCGUCCUUGGUGGUGGACCUCGGGAUGGCCUAUAUCAUGAGUACUGGGGCGCCAGAUACUGGUAUGACCCAGGCGCCUUUAAGAACGGUUUCAAGGGCUUCUGCGCCGUCUUUGUCACUGCUGCUUUUUCCUUUUCUGGAACCGAGUUGGUUGGUCUCGCUGCCGCCGAAGCCAAGAAUCCGGUCAAGUCUCUGCCUAGCGCUAUCAAGCAGGUCUUUUGGCGUAUCACGGUCUUCUACAUCCUCGGUCUUUUCUUUGUUGGUCUUCUCAUUGAUAGCAACGACCCUGCGCUCCUCUCAUCGCAAGCCUUUAGCGAUGUGAAGACUUCGCCCUUUGUUUUGGUCGGCAAGUACGCCGGACUGAGGGGAUUCGACCACUUUAUGAACCUGGUCAUCCUGGUCUCCGUCUUAUCAAUCGGCGUCUCUGGCGUCUAUGGAGGCUCCCGAACCCUGACUGCUUUGGCGCAGCAGGGCUACGCUCCCAAGCUGUUUACUUAUAUUGAUAGGUCAGGCCGUCCGCUCUUCUCGGUUUCUGCCAUCAUUCUUUGCGGAUUUCUCGGAUUCGUGAGCCUGAAUAACAACGGCCCUGUUGUCUUUGACUGGCUCCUAGCCUUGUCCGGCCUUGCGGCCAUCUUCACCUGGGGCUCAAUUUGCUUGGCCCACAUUCGAUUCCGCAAAGCUUGGAAGUACCACGGCCACACGUUGGACGAGAUCCCCUUCAAGGCUAUUGGAGGUGUCUACGGCUCAUGGCUCGGGCUCGCUCUCUGCGUGAUCGUCCUGAUGGCUCAGUUCUAUACUGCCAUCGUGGCCCCUCCUGGACAACCUGGCUUGGGGACUGCCGAAGGCUUUUUCAAGUCUUACCUGGCCUUUCCUGUUGUCAUGUUCUUCUGGAUAGUUGGGUACCUCUGGAAGCGAAGCGGCUGGCUCCGAACAGAGCAGAUGGAUGUCGAUACUGGCCGCCGAGAGCUGGACUGGGACGAAAUCAAGGCCUACCGAGCCAAGGUUGCCUCAUGGCCCGCCUGGCGACGAAUUCUUCACCACACGUUUUGA